CAGCCGGGUCGCCUCUGCCUUCGCGCAGGUGGCCUCGGGGCGAGGCGGUGCUAUCGAGGGAAAGCCGCCGGUGCCGCCUGCCCGAGGCACAAACCCCGCGUGGGGUCGAAGGCCGAGGGCAGCUCCGGAGCCGCGGGGCGAAGCGGGCGGCGGCAGCAGCCGGGCCGGGGGCCGCCCCUCCAGUCCCCGCCCCGGCCCGCCGCUCCCAGCCCCGUGCACGGCUCGGCACGGCGCGGAGGGGGUGGGUGGCGGCAGCCCUGUGACUCAUGCCUGCGUCGAAGCAGAUCAAGCGGCGAUUCACGCUUUUAAAAAAGCAAAUCCGAGCACUUCUGGAAAAAAAGGUCAUCUCGCAUUAAAUUCCGCGGCGCGAUUGGUAUUCCGACGUCGUUUCUGGCGGAGUUUAUAAGCGGCGAGUCGCUCCCAGGCUGGAGUCGCCCUGCCUGCUUGGACGCCGGCAGCCAGAGCGCUCCGCUCGCCCCCUCGUAAAUUCCUUGCUGCCCACCCGCGCUCGGAGGAAUAGCGAAGGAAACCCGAGCUCCAGGGAUCGGGGCUUUUCUGAAAGGAUGGCUUCCUCCGCUCCCUCGUCCUCCAACGACGCUCCGGACCCCACCCCGACUAAUUUACGACCCACAACCUACGACUCGUGGUGUGGCGUGGCGCACGGGUGCACCAGGAAGAUCGGGCUGAAGAUAUGCGGGUUCCUGCAAAGGACCAACAGUCUGGAAGACAAGGGCCGGAUCGUGAGCUCCCUGAAGGAAAGGCGGUCCUCCAAGAGCCUGCUGGCGUGUGAGAACAGCGAGAAGGAGUCCAGGUUCCGGCGCACCGAGACAGACUUCUCCAAUUUGUAUGCCAGAGAUUUGCUGCCCGCCAAGAACGGCGAGGAGCAGACCAUGCAGUUCCUGCUGGAGGUCGUGGACAUCCUCCUCAACUACGUGAGGAAGACGUUUGACAGGUCCACCAAAGUGCUGGACUUCCACCACCCGCACCAGCUCCUGGAGGGCAUGGAGGGCUUCAACCUGGAGCUCUCGGACAACCCCGAGUCCCUGGAGCAGAUCCUGGUGGACUGCAGGGACACGCUCAAGUACGGGGUGAGGACAGGUCAUCCGCGCUUUUUCAAUCAGCUCUCCACAGGGCUGGACAUCAUUGGCUUGGCUGGGGAGUGGCUGACAUCGACUGCGAACACAAACAUGUUUACAUAUGAAAUUGCCCCUGUUUUUGUCCUCAUGGAACAAAUAACACUUCGAAAGAUGAGAGAGAUUAUUGGAUGGUCGAAUAAAGAUGGCGAUGGAAUAUUCUCACCUGGAGGAGCUAUUUCCAACAUGUACAGCAUAAUGGCCGCACGCUACAAAUAUUUCCCUGAAGUCAAAACCAAAGGCAUGGCUGCAGUCCCUAAACUGGUUCUCUUUACCUCAGAACAUAGUCAUUACUCAAUAAAGAAAGCUGGAGCUGCACUUGGAUUUGGAACAGACAACGUGAUUUUGAUAAAAUGCAAUGAAAGAGGCAAAAUAAUACCAGCUGAUUUGGAAGCAAAAAUUUUGGAAGCGAAACAAAAGGGAUACAUUCCUCUCUUUGUAAAUGCAACCGCAGGCACAACAGUAUAUGGAGCCUUUGAUCCAAUACAGGAGAUUGCAGAUAUAUGUGAAAAAUACAACCUCUGGCUCCAUGUAGAUGCUGCUUGGGGAGGUGGACUCUUAAUGUCCCGAAAGCAUCGUCAUAAAUUGAAUGGAAUAGAAAGAGCCAAUUCAGUCACUUGGAAUCCACACAAGAUGAUGGGAGUAUUGUUGCAAUGUUCCGCCAUUCUGGUCCGGGAGAAGGGUAUACUUCAAGGCUGCAAUCAAAUGUGUGCAGGAUAUCUCUUCCAGCAAGACAAACAGUACGAUGUAUCCUAUGACACUGGAGAUAAGGCAAUACAGUGUGGUAGACAUGUGGACAUUUUCAAAUUCUGGUUGAUGUGGAAAGCAAAGGGUACAGUAGGAUUUGAAAAUCAGAUCAACAAAUGCCUGGAACUGGCAGAAUAUCUCUAUACUAAAAUCAAAAACAGAGAAGAAUUUGAAAUGGUUUUUGAAGGAGAGCCAGAGCAUACAAACGUAUGUUUUUGGUAUAUUCCACCAAGUCUCAGGGGCAUGCCAGACUGCGAUGAGAGACGAGAAAAGUUACACAGGGUGGCACCAAAAAUCAAAGCACUGAUGAUGGAGUCAGGUACUACCAUGGUUGGAUAUCAGCCACAGGGUGACAAAGUCAACUUCUUCCGAAUGGUCAUCUCAAAUCCAGCAGCAACGAAGUCUGACAUAGACUUCCUCAUUGAGGAAAUAGAGAGACUGGGGCAGGAGCUGUAGUGCAAUGGUUGAGUUAUUUAUUUCUCUAAUUCACUGUUUUCCAGUACUGGUUAUUUUUUUAACCCAGUCCUGCAGAACAUGUUUUAAGGAAAUUCCCUUUCUGUAAGCUCCAAUCUCCUAAGACAUCGUUAAACAGCAACAACAAGGUAUAGGCUACUAAAACAUACGUGUAUUGGUAGAUCAUUUUACUGAGGGAAAAUGUAUUAUCUUGAAGUUGAAGUACUGUUGACUCUUACAUUGGUCUUGUUUAUUGUUGUCAGCAGGAAAUUAGUAAGUACUAAAAUAGAAAAUUAAGAACUCUGCACAGUACAUAUGUACAGUAUAAAUAUAUAUAUAAUUAUAUAUAUACAUAUAUAUACAUAUAUAUAUAUAAAGUGGUUAUAAACUUAGACCUAAGCCACAGCAUGUUUUCCACUUUAAGAGAAUUAAGUUUUCCUUCAACAACUAAUGACGUGGAUAAUGUGCUACAGAUUUUUUGCCAGGUAAAAAUAGACAUAUAGAAACAUUUCUAAUAUGUAGAUUCUUAGGAGCUAAAGAAAACGUAUAACAGUAUUAAAUCUUAUUGUUGGUGCUUCUCUUACAUACAAAACAGCAAACUCCAACAGCACCUUUGAGUAAAAUAGUUGUAUUUCCCCUUUAGUGUCACAUCAGGGGAUAAUAGUAGCAGAGUCAUUGUAACAGGUAUAUUAUUGCUGUAUUUUUAGAGGUUAAUUUGUGUAGAUUGUGUAUAUUAUUGUUAAUUGACUUUGUGUAAAAGGAUUUAAAUGUAAUAGUUUUACAGCAAGAUAACUGUUGAAUUGUAGGUAUAUGAAAUAUUUGCUUAUUUAUAUGCAGAGAUUUACCAUGCUGAAGAGUUGUCUUGUAUUUUCUUCCAUUUGUAAUGUAUCCUAUUUAUAUAUUAUUGAAGUUCUAAAUAAUGUUUAUGGUAUUUUAGUGUAUUUGUGAGCCAAAGAAAAAAUACAAAAAUAUUAGUUGACACUUUCAUUUAAAUCGUAGUGCCCUUAAAAUAAUAAUUUACAGAUAAUUUUACUGAUUAGAAAGAAUUCUAACAUUGUAUAUAGAUGGUCAAAUAAUGAAAUCCCCUUAAUCUAUUAGAAUUUUCAUUUUUAUUUAUUGUAAUGUCAGAAUGUCUGUUCAGUGUUCUGAAUGCUUUUCUAGUGAAUAUUGGCUGCUAACCAAGGCCCCUGGUCUUGAGCUGUGUUUCAGAACUGAUCUGUAUGACCAUCCUAACUAAAUUCUUUGGGAAGAUUCCUGAAGGUCUAUAGCAUUUAUAUGGGAGUCUUAACCAGCACCAUUCUUUUAGUGAAAUUAAAUUCACUAUAUAGUUGGAGCACAUAAAAUAAAUAGAAACAAAAUUCAUCUCAGAAUUUUUAAAUACAGCUGGCUUGUUGCAACAAUUUAAACUGGCCAGGCUUUUCAAAGUAUAGACGCCAUCUGCAGCUUGUUCAGUUUUAAUCAUUAGAUAAUCAAUACUGCAAAGUGGAAAAUUCCAUACUGGAAGCAGAAUAGUGGAACAAAAUGAAAAUUCAAUAGUUCUCUGUCUACAGAAUUACUGUCAUGGUGAUAAAUGGAAUAUGCUGAUUUCAAACCUCUUCAUAUAUGAUUCUAUGUCUAUUACCCAUGCAAGUCAAUUAUUAGUUGGGUUUUCUUUUUUUUGUUUGUUUUAUUCUUCUCCAAAUCAGAAAUAAAAUCUAAUUAUUUUAGAAAUAUUCAGUGAAAUGCAGUCACACUAUGCCAUAUUCACAGCUUCUCUCACCCUCUUCAGUUCUGUGGAAGGACAGACAGCUACAGGCAGCAGAUACUUCCAUCCUGCAGGUCCCACAGGUUGUCUUCUGAGGAUGCUGUCUCACAUCUUCGGCUGGGUCAGAACAGGUAGAAAGAAGAAUAUGUAAAAUAAAUAUCACAUUGGAAAGGCACAGCCUUUCCAACUUUUUGUAGGACUAUUGUUCAUCCCUUUUCCAUAACAUUCUGCAAAACCUUUUCUUGAUAUCAUCCAAGUUAAAUCUAAAAUGAUUUUUAAUUUGUCACUAUCUUCUAAGUUUAUGGUUAUGACUUUCAAAAGAUUAUAUACAUCAUUAUGUUUAAGCCUUGAAACCCCUACUAAUCCCAGCAGUACAGUAUUUCUUUAGUAGGUUCUAUUCAUCAAGAUAGUGCAGUUGGUAUCUUGCUUUUUUAAUCUUACACCAUAACUUUCCUUAAUUAUAAGGCUGUUAUCUUACUAUGCCUUUACUAGUUAACAUUUUUUGAUGUAAAACAGCUAUGCUGUAAGACCUGAGGCCUGGCCCACAGAAGCAGUGUGAAUAUUGACUUCAGUACCAACUUCCACAAUAUUGUUAUUCUUUCUAGAUAUAAGCUAUUCAUCAAAAUCUGAGGGCCUCUCACUUAAUCUGUUUUUUAGGAUUAUAGAAUGAAAUUUGUUUUGAAGGGAGAGCAUUGUCACGUUUCAGUUUAAAGGCUUCUGCCUAAAAUCUGGUCUCCAUCACAGUUUUACUUUAUUCAAAGUCCAGCUACAGCAGGUUGAGUCCUUACUUCUUCUGGUUUAUGAGAAACAAUAUGAACUAGGAUAAUCAAUGCAAAUGCAUAUAACUACUGACCUUACUUCACUAGGGUAUUUUGCAUCUUCCACACCAGCAGCACCAUAAUCAUUGUGAUUUCUUCUACAAGUUCCUAGGUGAGAAUUUCUAACUUCCUGCACCUCCUUUGUCAGGUUAUUUCAGAAACAGUAUUACAAAGCUGGAAGAUCACAAUUUACACUUAAUCCUCUAACCUUAACAUUUUAACCUCAUGGAUUUUGUAUCCAGAUCAUUGUCUUGAUAUGAUAGUAACAAUCUAUGGUAUUUGAAAUUUUAUAUCCCCUAGAAGCAUAUAAACUAGGUAAAAAGAAUUAUCUGAUAUAACUGACUGCAAAACUGUAGGAAAGAUUGUAAUAUGGUUUACUGGCAUUCGUACGGCAAGGCUUGGACAGUCUGUUGAUGUAGUCAGGAAUAGAUCUAGAUCUCCUCAGCACGUAUAUUGUGUUUUGCUCACUAGAAUUUCAGCUUCCUUAUUUAGUGGUGCAUCUUGCUUUUUGGAGGUAAGAAGCAUCAGAGGUUUUAGCUGUUGCCAUCGAUGGCUUUUAUACAGAGAGAAAUAAUAGAGCUCCUCCUGCUUGCCUGAGAAAUGAGAAAGUUAUCACAGAGCUGCUUUCUCUAAAGAUUGGAGCGUUAAAUCCAUCUUCCUACACUCUGAAUUUUAUCUUGCCUUUCUGCAGUGUUGUCUUGACAUAGGUGAUACCUACAGGUUAUACUGUUUUUAGUUUAGUUUAGUUUGUUUCUUUUGGUGUGUGUGAAGCUUUUAAUUCUAGUAUCAGCUCCAGAGUGCUUCCCUAUUACAUGUACUGGCUUCCACAUGCACAGGGCUCAUAUUAGUUUCUGACCUGGCUAGCUGAAUUUAACAGAGCAAUUAUGGUCAUCAGUAAGAAAACUCAUCUGUGUUUUCUUAUCAGGUAAUUUUCAUCUCGGUAAUAUGUUACAGCUUCUCAAACAAAAGCUUUCCUGGAAUAUUCCUGUUUUUUAAUCCAUACGCUAUUAACCAUGAGAGAUCAGAAAGUAUGGAUAUACAGAAGUGUUGACUAAUUCAAAGCAUUACAAUUCCAGGUGAGUAACUUUGCUUUUCUGAGGUUUAAAAUAUAGCAAUUUUGUCGUUAAAAUCACACUGACAAUCACUGUAAUUUGCCUGGGUGAAUUCAGAUCAAAGAAAUAAUAGACAAGGUUCUAGCUGAACAUGUAGCUGCAGAGCUUAUUAACUGAAGCAAUUUUUAUAGAAAAGACCGAUCAUUAGAUGAAAAUCAACAGCAGCUGUUGAUUUUGAAUGAGGAGAAUUCUGGUUGUAUUGCUAAAGGUACUUUUCUGGAGAAGAUAGAUUAUACCAUUCAUUGCAGACAGAAAGAACCAGGGGCCUUGAGAGUAGCCCAGGAUUUUAAAAUAAUUGAACGAUGAUUCAUAAUCUGUUUUUUGAAUGGUGACAAAUAUGAAGAGAUUUUUUAAACAGAAUCUCUGUUUUGUGGUUAAAGAAAUGUCAAAGUUAUAAAGAAGAUAUGCAAUGCAGUUUUAAUUUUUCAAUAAAAGUUGAUCUUAAAACUGUCUUAUUUAUCUCAUAUAAUUUUUGUGAGCUCUUUUGUUUCCUUAAGAAUAUGAGACAAAAGCCAUAUAUUAUCCUUCACAUUAAAAAGGCAAAUUCUAAGGCCACUAUUUAGUUUUAAUUGUGAAUUGAAUGUCAGCUUGUACCAACACAGACUGAGGAAGAACCACAAGCUCUGAACAUUAAUCUUUGAAGAGGGUAGUUGAAAUAUUAGUAAUAUGUAAAAAUGCUUUAAAAAGUAUCUGUCUGUAUGGUGUUUUGUGUGGUUUCUGAAAUUCUCAUCCAACUUAUUCAUAAAGAGGAUCCAGGAAAGUGAAAAAAGAACUUCGGAAUGGGUAAAAAAAAUGAGAUCAAAUUGUUUUGGUAAAAAUGAUGCUAUUUAAUAUGUGAUUAUAUUUAUAAAAUUUAUAUUCUUGUAAUGCAGGUCUUACUUCCAGGAAGACUUGAAUACAUAGUUAAUUUUGUGUGCUUUGCCAUGCCACUGUUUGAUCUUGGUGUUUAUUUGCUAAGCAUAUUUAAAUCUGCACACACUCAGAGCUAUGAUGUUUUUAUGCAAUCAAAAAGUCCUCUUGACAGAAAUAGGGCUUUUAUGUAAAAAAUAAAUAAAUAAACAAAUAAAUAAAUAAAUAAAUAAGGAUGGGACUAGGAUACUAGGAUUAAAAGUGUUUUGAAAGGUAUUACGUUUCAGCAGUUAAGUGCUUGUCUGACAAAUUACAGAGAUGCCCCCACAAGAGGAGCCCCCACAGCGCCCCAUGGCGACAACACUGUGAAAUCAGUGCUAUGGGAUACUGGGUGACUGAUUGCAAGUGUUGAAAUUUUGCAUAGCAGAAAAUCUGUGAUUAUUCUUAUCAUAGUUAGUCAGGCAGUGCAAUUAAAACCGUCUUUCUUUGGAUGAGGGUUCAGCCACUUUUGUAGUAAGCAUUAUAAUGUGCAGUCUUUUACAGUGGAAAUGUUAGCAACUUUACAUUUGUGAGUCAAAUAAAUAUGUUGCGUAAGAGUAAUUUUGGAAAGGUGUACAAGGGAAGCUUAAUCUUACUAUCACAGAAGUUCACAGAAGAACUGUUGCUGAUUGCAUGAAUCAAUCUUACCCAUUCCUGGAACUGAAAGACCGUUUCAACAGAAUGGAACCCUAAGUUUGAGGUAGAAAAAUAUACUGAAAUUCUUAUAUUCUCUUAAAUAAAAAUAAAAAAAUAAAAUUAAAUAAAAUUAAAAAACAUGGUUGGGGGAUAUGCAUAAUGCAAUUGACAUCAAACAAAUCCAGUGUGUUUUACAUAGAGUCAUAUGUUUUAAAAUACACCAGAAACUGAGUUUGAGCAGAAAAUAGUUGAAAGGUAAAGUCUGUAAGAAUGUAUAACUUCAGGGAAAUAUUGUUUUGUUUAUUUUUUCAAAGUCAGACUUAAAUGAAGCAUAAUAAUUACAAACUACAAGUCUUUUCCUGUGUAAACAUAGUAUGAAUUAAUGAUUUUGUGGCAAAACUUGAAUUACAUAAUACAUGUGUAUCAACCUAUAUUAUGCAUGAUGCAUACAUGUUGUAUGUAUCCUGUAUAACAUGAAAAAGGUAAUUAAAAAUUUGGUUUCUAGACCAUAUUUUGGGGUAACCUGCCAUUCUACUGUGGGAGUCAAAAUAUUUUAAUUCUGUGUAUACUAAAUAUAUUGGAAAAUAAGAAUAAAUUUUUAAUUCAUAGAAGUAUAAAAAGAUUUUCAUGAUGUAGACAAAUUUUGAUUAAUUACUGCCAAGUGCAUUUGUGCACUAUCCAUAGAAAUGCCAUUGAUUUUUAGUAACAUGUAACACAGAUUUGAUUUUGAUUACUUUAGGGUAAGAUGAGCAUCCUGCAGGUAGGAUGAGGUUUAUUAAGAACUGUUUGUUUUUUUUCCCAAGUUAAAAAAAAA
This is a messenger RNA of Anas platyrhynchos (mallard), 8345 nucleotides long. RefSeq names its product glutamate decarboxylase 1 (gene GAD1). Gene Ontology annotation, molecular function: pyridoxal phosphate binding; glutamate decarboxylase activity. NCBI's taxonomy places the organism in Eukaryota, Metazoa, Chordata, Aves, Anseriformes, Anatidae. The record is from RefSeq and is a predicted model, not a curated record. Gene Ontology annotation, cellular component: presynaptic active zone; cytoplasm. Gene Ontology annotation, biological process: GABA biosynthetic process.